GUGGACGCCAUGACCGCCGGCGCCAUCGCCUACGCGCUGACCCGCAACUGCAGCAGCGGCCAGAUACCCGGGUGCACAUGCCAGGCCAAGACCAGCCGUGGAGGCGCUGACUGGCACUGGGGCGGCUGCAGCGACAACAUCGACUUCGGCGUGCGCAUGUCGCAGCAGUUUCUGGACCACGUGCCGCUGGACAUACCGCUGAGGCAGGCUGUCGUCAGACUGCACAACAACCAGGCCGGCAGACAGCUGGUGCGCCGCUCGGCCCGGAGGCUGUGCAAAUGUCACGGGGUCAGCGGCUCGUGCACCAUGGAGACCUGCUGGACGCAGAUCGCCGACUUCACGCUGACGGCCGAGCGCAUCCGACGUCGCUACCGCAAAGCCAAACGGCUGGCGACGGGCGCCGACGGCAACGUGGUCUCGCCGGAGAGCGCGGUCAGCCUGGAGGGUGUCUCGCCGCUGGAUCUCGUGUACCUGGACGACUCGCCGGACUUUUGUCGCGCAGACGCUGCUGCAGGUAUUGCCGGCACCGCCGGCCGCCAGUGCUCCCGCAGCCGGGGGCCCGGUGUGCGUCGCGUCGAGUCGCGCAGCUGUAAAACACUCUGCCGCCAGUGCGGGCGCCGCGUGCGUCGUCAGGCGACCCAAGUGGAGACCUCGUGCAACUGCCGGUUUCACUGGUGCUGCCAUGUGACGUGCGACACGUGCGUGGAGCGGACGUACAAGUACUCGUGCCGCUAG
Pollicipes pollicipes is the source of this 735-nucleotide messenger RNA. RefSeq names its product protein Wnt-8b. NCBI's taxonomy places the organism in Eukaryota, Metazoa, Arthropoda, Thecostraca, Pollicipedomorpha, Pollicipedidae. The transcript has 5 exons. Gene Ontology annotation, molecular function: cytokine activity; frizzled binding. Gene Ontology annotation, cellular component: extracellular region. Bases 10 to 735 code for a protein of 241 amino acids. The record is from RefSeq and is a predicted model, not a curated record. Gene Ontology annotation, biological process: multicellular organism development; neuron differentiation; canonical Wnt signaling pathway.